Octopus sinensis (East Asian common octopus) is the source of this 2042-nucleotide messenger RNA. RefSeq names its product protein orai-2-like. The record is from RefSeq and is a predicted model, not a curated record. Gene Ontology annotation, biological process: store-operated calcium entry. Bases 701 to 1363 code for a protein of 220 amino acids. Gene Ontology annotation, molecular function: store-operated calcium channel activity. NCBI's taxonomy places the organism in Eukaryota, Metazoa, Mollusca, Cephalopoda, Octopoda, Octopodidae. The transcript has 2 exons. Gene Ontology annotation, cellular component: membrane.
AUUUCAGUGCUGCUAAGCCUCAACGUAAUCGCUCCAGCUGCAAGAAACAGCAGCCAAAUCUACUUUUAAAAAAAUCACAUCUACAGUCCUAAGUAGAGUAGGAUAUGUCGAAAAAAUGGAGUGAUAUAUAAGAUGAGAUAACUAAAAAUGAAAAGGUUCAAUUAUAUUGAUUCGAUCAGAGUUUUUAAAAAAAUCAACAAGAACAACAAUAAAAGCGAAACUUCAAAAGUUAAAUGGGCUGUGAGGUAGCGAGAGUUUAUAUGUCGAUUAUUUACGAACUCGGAAAUCAUCGCAGCUAACAGGAUAUAGAUCUAUUGCUUCGAACUUAUCAAUUUCACCCUCUGUAACCAUAGACUUCAGCAGUUUUAUUCAACGUAUACAAGUGUUGUGUCAUCACCGUAUUUUACAGGAAGCUUCACCGUUUAUGACACACAUCUUGAUUAUAAAUUUGACAAUUUUUCUCUUUUGUUUAUUUAAAGAAGAAUUUUUUCGAGGGUUUGUUUUCGAAACUAUAAAACAUCUUACGUCUAAAAAUACAGCCAGCAGUCAGUUAGCCAAAGUGAAUAGCCACUCCACUCUCCCACCCCACCACUGAGUAGCAUCCGCCUGUUAUCUUGUUUUAUUUUCUGUAAUUUGUGUCCUGUUUCUCUGAUUCCUGUAUUCGAUAUCUUAACCUUCGAAAUCAAAUUUAUUUUCGACAAUGAAUUCCCAACCGAAUAGUAUACCUAAAAUCCAGCUUCCACCGAUGACAAAUGAAACCACGGCCAGUGUUUUAUCGUGGAGAAAGCUGUAUCUCGGUCGAGCUAAAUUGAAAGCCUCAAGUCGUACAUCAGCACUUUUAUCAGGAUUCGCAAUGGUUGCUAUGGUUGAAAUACAAUUUGAAGAAAAAUCACCAUUGCCAGACUGUCUUCUAGUUGCGUUUAGUGUCUGCACAACAUUACUUGUUGCUGUCCACUUAAUAGCUCUGAUGAUCAGUACAUGCAUACUUCCUAAUAUCGAGGCUGUGAGUAACAUGAAUUCUUUCUCUGCUGUGAAAGAAUCCCCACAUGAAAAGAUGCGAUGGUAUAUAGAAAUGGCUUGGGGAUUCUCCACUGGUCUGGGAACUUUGCUGUUUCUUGUUGAAAUUGCAAUAUUGUCUUGGGUUAAGUUCUAUAAACCUAGCGUUAACGCGGCUAUGGCAUCCACAGCACUUGUCAUUCCAGUUUUGAUUCUAUUUAUUAUAUUUGGAAUUCACUUCUACAAGCGCUUGGUCGCUCACAAGUAUGAACAUACUGAAAGAGAACUACAAGAAUUGAAAGAACUUGUCAUCAAGAUAGACCAAGACAUAUCUUUACCAAUCACUCCUGGUCGAGUAUCACCUUGAGAUUGUUAACUUCUUUGUUUUAUUUUUCUCUUUUGAUUACAUACCACCUACUAAAAUGUUCUGGAUGCUAUGGAUUGUAAAAUUCUACCAUGAAUGCAAUCUAUCUUUACCAUGCCAUUGUAAUAUGAAACUACAUUGUGAUAUACUCAUGAUGGUAUUUAUUUCUUCCAAAAGCUUUUAUUGUUGUUAUUGUUGCUAUUAUUAGUUUAUAUAUUUUUUGUUUAUUUUGUUUUUAUUGUUCAUAUUUUUAUAUAUUAAAAAAAAUUGUUUUUUUUUUAUAAUUUUAUCAUUAUCUUUUAUGAGAUGAGAAAAAUGAUUUUGGUCUAGAAAUAUACUUUCUAAACUGCUUUCUGAAUUGUGUGUCUGUGUGUGUGUAAGAGAAAGAGAGAGACAGAUAGACAUAGAAAGAGAGAGACAGAUAGACAUAGAAAGAGAGAGAGAGAGAAAGAGAAUUUACAUACUUCAGAAAAUAGUUUAUAUUGUCUUGGAACUGUUAUGAUUUAUAUAUAUAUAUAUAUAUAUAUAUGCGCACACAUAUGUGUGUGUAUAUCUUGCUUUCCUUUUUCCUUUUUUAAUGGAUUGAAUACUCCAUGUUGAAAGUCGCAAUGAUGCAAAUGAUUUAUAUUUUCAUAAAAUAUAUAUAUAUAUAAAUAGAUAUGUGUAUAUAUUUUUCAUGAUG